UAAAGUCUACGUGGCCCGAUUGUACGGACAGAGAUUCGCCUGAUCUUGGAUAGCGCGCAUAAACAUGAAGACCCUUAUCGUUUUAUCGUGCCUCUCGUUGUCGACGUUGGCUUUGCCGACAUACGCGCCUUAUCAACCGUACGUUAACGGGGUGCACGGCGGAGGAUAUUAUCACGGACCAGCGGCCCCGUUGGCCCAUGACGGUCGAGUGGUUGACACACCGGAAGUGGCUCACGCCAAAAAGGCACAUCUAGCAGCGCACGCAGCGGAAGCUGCCAAAACGGCACAUUAUGGGGGAGGUUAUGGGGGAGGAUAUUACGGGGGCGGAGACGGAGGUUACUAUGACGGAGGCUUUGCAGGAUACAAGGGCAUAAUUGCUCCCGCGGGCGGAAGUCACGGUUACUCCGGAUACCAUGGCAAAUAUCACGGUCCACCAGCACCGCUCGGCCACGAUGGACAAGUAGUGGAUACGCCGGAAGUGGCCCAUGCCAAGGCCGCGCAUCUCACCGCCCACGCUCACGAAUUGUCCAAAGUUGCUCAUCUAUCGUACGCGAACACCUAUCCGCACAUCUCAAUUCUCUUCUCUGCAAUGUCAAGCGUGAUUCUGGCGGCUCCACAGUGGUAUGGACCCCAUGCUUCUCCGGCGCCAUUGGGCCCCGAUGGUCGUGUGGUAGAUACACCGGAAGUCGCGCAGUUGAAAGCUGCUCAUUUGAGUGCUCUAGCGGAGGCUAAUGCACGGGCACCAAAGGGAUCGGGACCCAUAGGAGCUUACCCUGGCGCUUAUCCUGGCGCUUAUCCCCAAUCCAGCGGAUACGCUUCCGGAAAUUACCUUUCCCAUUACAGCGGACCACCAGCCCCACUAGGCCCAGACGGCCGCGUAGUUGACACGCCCGAGGUACAGCAAGCCAAGGCCGUACAUUUCUCUCUUUACAAUGCGGAAGCGCGGCGCGUGCCGGCCGGUCCAGCCGAUCCAAUUGCUGCUGGCGCCUACGAUCCAUCCUGGAACAAUGGUGCCUACAAUCCUGCUUGGGACGGCCCGGCCAGCAGCUACUAUUAAUUCGACCAC
Trachymyrmex septentrionalis is the source of this 1066-nucleotide messenger RNA. RefSeq names its product pupal cuticle protein-like. The transcript is spliced from 4 exons. The record is from RefSeq and is a predicted model, not a curated record. Bases 65 to 1057 code for a protein of 330 amino acids. NCBI's taxonomy places the organism in Eukaryota, Metazoa, Arthropoda, Insecta, Hymenoptera, Formicidae.